This is a messenger RNA of Adineta ricciae, 897 nucleotides long. The record is from the annotation of a GenBank genome assembly. NCBI's taxonomy places the organism in Eukaryota, Metazoa, Rotifera, Eurotatoria, Adinetida, Adinetidae.
AUGGUGUUGGUUACAUUAUUGAUUGUAGUUUUCAUCACCAUAGUGUUGGCAAUUGUUUAUUUACAAUAUUUUUCCAAAAGCCGUUAUCGAUUUCGUUAUUUGUCGAAAAUAUCAGGUUUAACUUCAAUCAAAUUUUCUGUGCUCGAACAAAAUCGUCAAACAUAUUAUCCAGCGAAUCCCGAAUGUCGAUGUCAUCCGAAUCACGCUUCAAUUAUUGUACCGCAAACUAAUUGUCCUCAUAGAUCUGAGACAUUAUUUAUUAGCUUUGCCGGCGCUGCACUACUCGUCGGAGGAUUCACAUUUACAGAAUGGAAAUCUACAAUUAAACUAUUGGACUCGCAAGCGGACAUAUUAUUUUUAACUGAUCCUGCUCAGUCGUUCUUUCUACAAGAUUCCACUUAUUCAUGGCAAGGAUUGACAUAUUGUCGUUCAUUAGUUCGAAACUAUUCUAAAUUGUAUAGAAAGGUUGUAUUAAUCGGUGCUUCAAUGGGAGCGAGUAUGGUUUGUAUGUGUAGCGAUCUUGCUACACUCUCAAUUGCAUUCAACCCGAUAUUCAAUCCGUCAUUGGUGGCGAAUGCAUACUACUUUUAUAGGGUAUUAUGGAAAUAUCCAAAAACACUCAUUUUGAAACAAGUGCAAACCAACAUCGAUAAGAUUACGAAUGAAAAUCUACCGUCUAUUUUACAUGUACAUUGGAGCAAGAAUUCACAUGAUGAUAUCAUUCAAGCAAAUUUUAUUUCAAAUCUAAAUUUUAUGCACUUCACGGAUGUGAAGGAGUGUACUAAACAGCAAGGAGUAUAUUUUUGGUUGCAUAAGUGUGAUAGUCAUGGUUUACCCCAAUACUUGAAAAAUGAAGGAAUUCUAGCUGAUAUUUUGCGAUCUCAUGUAAGCGCGUGA